AGCAAGCGUGGCAUGAUGGCCGUUCGCAGCUGAGGUGCCUUCGUUUGCUGCCUCGCUCCCGUCUCACCUCACCUCACGCUCCUGCACCAACACCAAACCAACUCCCGCACUGUUGUGAACGCGUCCACCUCCCUCUCUCCGCUGUCCUCUCCGCUGUCCUCUCCGCUGUCCUCUCCGCUGUCCUCUCCGCUGUCCUCCCAACAUGGCUUCCACUGCUCCAGCCCCGGCUCCAUUGUCGCCGGCGAUCACCAAGCGAGCGGCGGCAAUCUUCCAGCCGUCCUCGCAGCAUGCCACCUUGGAUGAAUUUCUUGCCCACCUCACCACGCCUCAGUCUUCCGCUGCGUUGCCCAUCGAUGUCGAUACUGCACAUCCUCUUUCGCACUACUUCAUCUCCAGCAGUCACAACACAUACCUUUCCGGCAAUCAAUUGUGGUCCAAGAGCUCUGGGGAUGCCUAUCAGCAAGUAUUGAAGCUGGACUGUCGGUGCAUUGAGAUUGAUCUUUGGGAUGGCGAUUCUCCCUCCUCUUCGGAAGCAGAAGACAACGCCAAGAAACCUGACGACGUCAACAAACUGUCUGGACUGCUGAAGAAGAAGCUAAAUAGACUCCGAUCCCGCUCCGAUCCAAAGGCAGACGACGAUGAUCAGCCCAAGCCCGACGAUUUGAUGCCCAUGCCCUGGAGGACUGCAUCUGGACGCUCAGAACCAGUCGUCUAUCAUGGCUACACGGCAACCAAGGAGGUGCCCUUUCGAAAGGUGUGUGAGGUCGUUCGUCAAUACGCCUUCUAUCGCACCACUCUACCUCUGAUUGUUAGCUUGGAGGUCCACUGCAGUCCGCCACAGCAAGAAAUCGUCUGCGAGCUCAUGCAAGACUACUGGGGUGAAUUUUUGGUAAAGCUACCAGACGGCUUCUCUGACUCAACGCCAUUACCAUCGUUGGAAAACCUGCGGAAGAAAAUCCUCGUCAAGGUGAAGUUUGUCCCUCCAGAGAAGGCCAAGAACAAGGACGCCAACGAGGACGACUCCAGUGAGGACGAGGGCGACGCCACGAAGAAGAGCAAAAUCAUCGAAAAGUUGAGCACCAUGGGUGUUUUCACGCGUGCCUUCCAUUUUCAAAGCUUCGACCAUCCGACCUCCAGCAUUCCUACGCAUGUCUUCUCCUUCGGCGAAAGCAAACUGCUCAAGGCCUGUGAAGAGCAACCAGAACAGCUUCUAAAACACAACCAGCACUAUCUCAUGCGCGCUUACCCUAAAGGGACACGAUUAAGGUCAACAAACCUGGAUCCUGCUCCUUUCUGGCGCUAUGGAGUUCAGAUGGUCGCUUUGAACUUUCAGAAGAUCAACGCCGCAAACAUGCUCAACUUUGCCCAGUUCGAGUCGACGGGUGGUUAUGUCUUGAAACCACACGGCUAUCUGCCAACAGGCAGUGGUGACGGAGUGCAAGCACGCCGCAGAUCCCUCGAUCUGAGCGUGAAAUUGCACGCUGCACAAGCUCUAGGCACACCCAAGGAUGUCCCGAAGGCGUACGUCAAGUGUGAACUGCACGUUGGAAGCAAAGACGAAUUUGAGAAGAACAAAAUCGCAAAAGGAGGGAAGAAUAAGGGUGGUGAGUGGAAGCACAAAAGUAGCGUCGUUGAAUCCCGGGAUCCCGAGUUCGAUGAGCUGUUGGACUUCCGAGGAGUGCACGGCAUCGUGCCCGAGUUGUCUUUCUUCCGAUUGAAGGUGAUGGAUGAUGUUUCUUACCAAAAGGAUGACCUGCUUGGCUGGGCGUGCUAUCGAUUGGACCGCUUGCCGAACGGCCCUAUUCUGGUUCAUCUACGCGGCGAGGAUUAUAAGCCCAACGGUGCGAGGCUGCUACUCUCCGUGACCUCGCAGUGGACCGAGUAAUCGGCUCGCGCGACACUGUGCUCUUCUCAACAUGCGCUUUGUGUUCCCAAGCUCCUGAAUGCAUGGUGCACGAGGUGUGCCGCAACAUUACGGUUGCCGGGAAUUGCCAACGCAUGGCCAUCUGAUCAAUGUUGCAGUACCCUCGCACUGCAGUUCCAACUGCCGGGUUUGCAUUCGGCGCCUGCUCCUGCUAAUGAUGCACAAUGAGCUGUGUAGGUCCAUCCAGCUGCGGGUCGCGAGAUGCAGUGGAGACCGCUUCUCAGUACUCACCGGGCCAUUGUUCGGUUGCUGAUAUCGCACGUCGAGUGGCUUUGAGCAUCCGUUGAUCGGGCCACGCGUUGCUGAGAUGAGCAAAGCGAUACUAUACAGCAAUGCGACAGAGAGCGACAGCGGAAAAAUACACGGAAGCAAUGCAAAGUCGCACAUCCUAUACCUGUAAGCUCGUUGUACAGCUCCGACGUCGCUACGCACUGCACAGUCGUGACUCCGGCUCGUGAAACAAAGCUUCGGCAGUUAAUAUUUUGAUUUUAUGGAAUCUGAACAAUAUUCUGAUUCGAGCUGGGAUGAAGUCGCCAUCUGACUCUUGUGUUUCUCUUUGCAGACAGAAUUGCCGGGGUUUGACAGGGAUGUGGCGCAGACCCUCGUUGUGCGCAUGAAGAAUGCACACAUCACAAAAUCUUUCCGCAGUUCGACCCAGAGCCAUCAGCGAGCCGUCCAU
Cercospora beticola is the source of this 2603-nucleotide messenger RNA. RefSeq lists its product as uncharacterized. Gene Ontology annotation, molecular function: phosphatidylinositol-4,5-bisphosphate phospholipase C activity. Gene Ontology annotation, biological process: phosphatidylinositol-mediated signaling; lipid metabolic process; release of sequestered calcium ion into cytosol. NCBI's taxonomy places the organism in Eukaryota, Fungi, Ascomycota, Dothideomycetes, Mycosphaerellales, Mycosphaerellaceae. The record is from RefSeq and is a predicted model, not a curated record.